AUUCAUGUUUUACAAAAGUUAAAGAGAUUGAUUAUUUAAAGAAGUUGUUUUUAAAGAAUUAGUAUUUGCGUAUUUCAUUCGAUAUUUGCGCAUAAAAGUAAUUUACUAUGCAUAGAAUCAUUAAAUUAUUUAAUAUCUUCGUUUUGAUUAAUACGAUACCACGACUGAAAACCACAUACAGAAUAUAUACCAUUGUAACAAGGAGAUUUUUACAAUUAAUUGCUCAAUACUAGGUAUGUAAUAAAAUCGAGCAUUAAUAUAGAUUAUGAAGUUAAUGUUAUGAUUAUUUACAUGGUAAUGUUAUAAGAAAUACUACUAAUAAAUAUUUUACUUCCACUGUUGGAAUAGUUUAAAUAUAAGAUAUGUAUGUUUACAGAUGUUGAAAAUUUUAUCAAAAGUGUCAUUUCUCAAACCGCAUAGUAGUUGUGAUAAUAUUGUGCAGAUAAGUUUGAGGUUUUUCUUUUUUUUAUUUUUUCCGUUUCCACUUCUUUUCUCUUUGUUUAAUAACUCCUUGUUUUUUCAAGAAUAUAAAAUACGAGAGCAACGAACGAAAACUAUAAUUUUGUCGACGGAAAUCAAACUUUCGUGUUAGGUGCAUAAAAUAUUAUCGUUUAAAUUUACAAUACCAGUGUUACGCACGAAUUGCAGAUGGCUGAAUUGUCGAGACCGAAAGUGUGCGUGAUAGGAGCUGGCGCAGCUGGCCUUUGCGCAGCAAGACAUUUCGCGCCAAAUUCAAAUUUCGAAUUGAAAGUUUACGAACAAACGAAUGAUAUCGGCGGCACAUGGAUUUACAAAGAAAAAACUGGAGUCGAUGAAAAUGGUUUGCCCGUUCAUUCGAGCAUGUAUCGGGAUUUAAGAACCAAUUUGCCAGCGAAAAUUAUGAAUUUCCCUGAUUACCAGAGACUGAACGCCGAAGAGCCUUGUUGCGUGACGCAUCAGGAAGUUCGAACUUAUUUACAAAAUUACGCGAAACAUUUUGAUUUAUUAAAAUAUGUUCAAUUCAAUGCAAGGGUAGAAUCUGUUCGAUUAAAAAAAUCGAUCGAAAAUAAAGAAGAAUGGGUUGUUCGAAUAAAAAUGUUAAGAACGAAGCAAGAAGAAGAAAUUAUUUUCAGCGCUGUGAUUAUUUGCAACGGACAUUAUUUCGAUCCUUAUGUUCCAACUAUACCAGGAAUGGAAAAUUUCUCGGGUACCGUAAUGCAUAGCCAUUCAUACAGAAAACCGGAAGAUUUCUCCGGUAAAAGCGUUUUAAUUUUGGGCGCAGCAGCCUCUGGUAUCGAUAUUGCCCUCGAUCUGGUUAACCACGCAACUCGAAUAUAUUUGAGUCACAAUAACGAAAGGUUAAAUAGCAAUUUACCAUCGAAAAUAAUCGAGGUGUUGGGAGUGGAAAGAAUAGAGAAAGAAAGAAUUUUCCUGAAAGAUCAAAGCUUCGUCACAGCGGACGUAUUCAUGUUUUGUACAGGAUAUCGAUACAGCUUUCCAUUCUUGGACGAAAAUUGUGAAAUACGGGUGGAUAGCAAUUUUAUAACUCCUUUGUACAAACAUUUAAUCAAUAUUAACCAUCCCUGCAUGUGCAUCGUUGGCGUACCGACUGUCGUUGUUCCAUUUCCCAUGUUUCAUAUGCAGAUCCAAUAUUUUCUCGCACUGUUAGAGAAAAGAAUAAGUUUACCGGCGAGGUCGAUCAUGCUGGAAGAUUCGAAAUUGAAGACAUCGAAGAAAAGGCACGCGCACAAAUUAAUGGACAAACAAUGGGAGUACAACGAUUCGUUGGCUGAUGCUGGAGGUUUCGAUCGUUUACCAAAGUUUUAUAAGCUUGGUUACGAAGUGUGGUCAGCUCGGAGGAAAAUGAAUCUUUCGAGCUAUAAGAAAGCCAGAUUUGUCGUAUCCAGUGACGAAGAGAGCGUCGAGUUGAUCAUACCGAGUCAAAGUGUGUGAGAAACAUAAAAAUACAUUUUUGC
Messenger RNA from Apis florea (little honeybee), 1955 nucleotides. RefSeq lists its product as uncharacterized. Gene Ontology annotation, molecular function: N,N-dimethylaniline monooxygenase activity; NADP binding; flavin adenine dinucleotide binding. NCBI's taxonomy places the organism in Eukaryota, Metazoa, Arthropoda, Insecta, Hymenoptera, Apidae. The record is from RefSeq and is a predicted model, not a curated record.